AUGCAGCUCUUCCAGUUCAAUAUCCAACUUACGCACCACUUUCUCCCCAUCAUGUUGUCCCAAGUCGCACUCCUCUCCCUCGUCGCCAGCAUGGCAGCUGCGCAAACCCUCAACAUCCCCACUCGCUCCGGCAGCAUCGUCUCGCUCCCCCAGCCCAGCACCAUCACCGGCAGCGUCAACUUCGGUAACAAGGAGUUCGACCGCGGUCGGCCUUGCAACUCAGACGAAGACACUGGCAGCGACAGCGCCGUCUUCAUCCUCCAGAACGGCGCGUCCAUCUCCAACGUCAUCAUUGGCGCAAAUGCGCUCGAGGGCGUGCACUGCUUGGGUAUGUUCUAUGUUCAUCUCGCGACCCCGCAAGAAUGGUACUGA
This is a messenger RNA of Alternaria hordeiaustralica, 372 nucleotides long. RefSeq lists its product as uncharacterized. Gene Ontology annotation, cellular component: extracellular region. The transcript is spliced from 2 exons. The record is from RefSeq and is a predicted model, not a curated record. Bases 1 to 372 code for a protein of 123 amino acids. Lineage: Eukaryota; Fungi; Ascomycota; Dothideomycetes; Pleosporales; Pleosporaceae. Gene Ontology annotation, molecular function: pectate lyase activity.